GGGGCGCGGGGCCGGGGGUGGAGGGACACGGGGCACAGCGCGGACCGGGAGUCCCACGGCGCGGCCACGCACGUUGCUCCCACGCGGGGCGGCGCCGCGCCCGACAGUAACUCAGGGCUCGCCCCCGCCAGCCGCUCCGCUUCCGACGCUUCUGCACCGGGCCGCGCCCCCGCCUCCAAAACACCCUGACCGCCCCACGCCUGGCACGGACACCGACCGCGUCUUUCCGGCUGCUGCCCUCCAUGCUGCCCACGCACAGACCCGUCUCUGCCGGAGGCUUUCCGUGAUAGCACCGGGACCACUGACAGCGCCGCUGGAAUCGCCCCACAGGACCCGACAAACAGGAGCCACCAUGGAUCUGGUCCUGGAGGCGGCUGACCGGAACCUUCUCACGCCCUACGUGUACCCCAGCAGCUGGCCCGAAAGUGACCCCUUCCGGCAGCUCCUCAGCCUCUUCGUCCUCACCAACCUGGGAGCAAUCGUUCUCUACCUGCUCUUCUGCACCCUCAGCUACUACUUCAUCUUUGACCACAAACUGAUGCAACAUCCCCAGUUCUUAGAGAACCAGGUACGUCGGGAGAUCACCUGCGCGCUGAGCUCGCUGCCCUGGAUCAGUGUGCCUACCGUUGCCCUGUUCUUUGCCGAGGUGCGAGGCUACAGCAAGCUCUAUGACAACAUUGAGGAUUCCACAUACGGCUGGCCAGGUGUCUUCUUCAGCAUGCUGUCCUUCCUGUUCUUCACCGACAUGGGCAUCUACUGGAUACACCGUGGCCUCCACCACAAACACUUCUAUAAGCGCUUCCACAAGCCCCACCACCUGUGGAAGAUCCCGACGCCCUUCGCCAGCCACGCCUUCCACCCCGUCGACGGCUUCAUGCAGAGCCUGCCCUACCACAUCUACCCCUUCCUCUUUCCCCUGCACAAAGUCACCUACUUGGGCCUCUACAUCUUUGUCAAUAUCUGGACCAUCUCCAUUCAUGACGGUGACUACCGCGUCCCGCGCCUCCUGCAGCACAUCAUCAACGGCUCGGCUCACCACACUGACCACCACCUGUACUUUGACUACAACUAUGGGCAGUACUUCACCCUCUGGGACAAGAUUGGGGGCUCCUACAAGAGCCCCACAGCCUUCGAGGGCAAAGGCCCCCAUGACUACUUGCACAAGCUACAAGAGAAGAGCCUAGGGGCACCCAAUGGCUCCCCAGCUGCCAAGACCGAGUAGGAUUUCCCGUGGCUCAGCCUCUCUCUGGGAUGAGAUUCCCGGGCUUGAUCUUAUCCCAUUUCUCCCUUGCCACUCAAGACUACUUCCCUAUGGACAAAGAGCUUUUGCCUCUGAUGGCACAACCAGCACAGAGUGAUUCUUGGUGAUCGCUUUGGUCCCAGUCAUGAAAUGGCAGUGUCAGGGCUCACUCUAGGCUGUGGAGCUGCCCUCCUUCCUCUAUCAGUCCCCCUCCCAGCUGCCUUUGGAUCUCCACCGAGCUCCCUGCACUACUUCAGCACUGCGCUGCUGCUUUACAAGAAGAGCAGCACUAUGGCACAAGCAGAACAAUGACAUGGCACAAACUGAACAGUAAUGUGGCUCCUGGCAGAGUCUCCAUCCUUACCACUUGUCUUUAGCUGUGAUUCGGAAACGCAGAGUCCAUCAGGAUGAGCUGAGUUGAAUCAAGUCAAGAGGAGUUUUUUUCCUGAUCUGUAUUUUGCAAAACAAGCUCACACACCUGUUGGAGGCAGCGUGGGUCCUCCAGACAGCUUGGCCUCAAGACAUGGCAGGGCUCCUCGACGCUCAACCUGCUCCCUUCCUUUUGCCCGAGGACAUUCCAUGGGGCUCUGAUGGGACGCAUCCCAGCCUGUUGGACAAAGAUGUGCUUUUAGCACUGUGGGUCCCUCAAGCAGUCUGAAAACAUUGAGGGUGAGGAGAGGAGGAACAGGUGACCUGAGGCAAGGGGUGGGGGUCUCCUCACUCGAUGGUUUGUGGCUGGCUUUCCCCCUUAAUGCCCAGUGUGUUUCCUCCUGAAGCCGGGUUUCUCUGCCUUUGGGUUCUGCUCGCGUUCAUUAAAUUGCCAACUUAGCUGCC
Molecule: messenger RNA, 2074 nt
Organism: Pogoniulus pusillus (Red-fronted tinkerbird)
Lineage: Eukaryota; Metazoa; Chordata; Aves; Piciformes; Lybiidae
Gene: SC5D
Product: sterol-C5-desaturase
Exons: 5
Coding region: 353-1222 (289 amino acids)
Cellular component (GO): membrane
Molecular function (GO): C-5 sterol desaturase activity; iron ion binding
Source: RefSeq, a predicted model, not a curated record